UCAAGGGGGGAGCCUCUUUAACAGGGCAUCUACAAGUGAGGAUCGUCGAGCAUUUCAGGGCUAUUUAUCACACGUGUUCUUCGGCAGGAUAAAAUCUACAGCAGAAAAAGGAAUAAAACCCACUGAAUCCAGCAGAAGGUGUCAUCCGCUCAGUUCACGGCAGGGUCUGGACAACUCCUGUGUAGCAGUGGCUCUGUCUGAGCAAAGAACCAUGCCAAAAAUCUGCCAGCUCUGCCAAGGGUUUGAAAGAGCGGGGCUUCCCAAAGGACUGGCGAGGGACCAGCCAAAUCGGGAUCCCCUGAUUUUGGCCGGAUCUUUGUGCUGGUCCGGUGCAGGACGCUAUCUUCGUCUGGGGAAGGCUUGACACCGGCCGGAUGAACACCACCUUCCCAAUGAAGGUCCACAAAAUGGUGGAAUCAGGGCUGAGCAUCGUAGACAACCAAAGCCAUGGGAAACCCAAUAGCAUAGAGGAGAUCUGGGCUGACGGUACAACCAAUGGUAGUUGCUCAGGAGAGGAGCUCUUCCAGUUGCCCACUUUCUCCACAGCUGCCAAAGUCCGAGUAGCUAUCACCAUAGUCCUCUUCCUCUCCUCUGCUUUCUUCAACAUUGCUGUGCUCUGGACUAUCACCCAGAAAUACCACAAGAGACCCCACCUUCGAAUCCUUCUCAUGAACCUGGCUGCAGCAGAUCUACUGGUAACCUUCGUGGUAAUGCCUUUGGAUGCAGUAUGGAACAUCACCGUGCAAUGGUAUGCCGGGGACGUAGCCUGCCGGCUUCUCAUGUUCCUGAAGCUGGUGGCUAUGUAUGCCUCAGCUUUUGUCACAGUGGUGAUCAGCCUAGACCGCCGGGCGGCCAUCUUGAAUCCUCUAAGUGUGGGUGAGGCCAAGAGAAAGAACAAAGUCAUGUUGUGUGUGGCCUGGGCCUUGAGUUUGCUUCUGGCAUUACCUCAGAUGUUCGUCUUCCACACUGUCAGCCGUUCCCAGCCUGUCUACUUCAUCCAGUGUGCCACUGUGGGAAGUUUUCAUGCUCACUGGCAAGAAAUACUCUACAACAUGUUCACCUUCUGUUUCCUCUUCCUGCUGCCGUUGCUGAUAAUGGUCGUCUGCUAUUCCCGCAUCUUCAUUGAGAUAUCGAGAAAGAUGAAGAAAGCUUGUGCUCCACCCAAGUCUAGAGAGUUCCACCUUCGUCGCUCCUACAACAACAUUCCCCGGGCACGCAUGCGCACCCUGAAAAUGUCCGUCGUCAUUGUCUUGACAUUCGUCGUCUGUUGGACACCCUACUACAUGCUUGGCCUCUGGUACUGGUUCUCCCCGGAGAUGCUGACCAGAGAGCAGGUUCCCCCGUCCCUUAGCCACAUCCUCUUCCUCUUCGGCCUCUUCAACGCGUGCCUUGACCCCAUCAUCUAUGGCCUCUUUGCUGUGCACUUCCGGGUGGAAAGCAAGCAGGGCUGCUGCUGCGGUCGGAAGAAAAAAGAACCAGAAGCGUCUUCCAUGUUUACCAGCUCCUUCCGUGCUUCCACCACAAUGCCAGUGAGGCAGCCAGAAGAUAUCCGAGAGAAGUACAAAGCAGAAUUUACUGUGGGGGAAAGUCCACCAGGCGCAAAGCUGCCAUUGUACAGGAGAAAGAUGGUAGAGAGCUUUAUCUGAAGGGACAGGAGGAGUCUCUUGUCUACUCUAUUCUCACCCUUAAAUAUUUUGCCUUUGUUUCUGGAUGCAGGCAACUAGAUGGCUGUAAUGCGCCUAUCAGCAGGCCCAGAAAGUUUCUACAUCAAUAGUUCUAACCGUCAACGCCAUCAACCAAUAAAUACAGAAUAUUU
Messenger RNA from Eublepharis macularius, 1816 nucleotides. Its product is annotated as gonadotropin-releasing hormone II receptor-like. Bases 375 to 1646 code for a protein of 423 amino acids. Gene Ontology annotation, molecular function: gonadotropin-releasing hormone receptor activity; peptide binding. The record is from RefSeq and is a predicted model, not a curated record. NCBI's taxonomy places the organism in Eukaryota, Metazoa, Chordata, Lepidosauria, Squamata, Eublepharidae. Gene Ontology annotation, biological process: G protein-coupled receptor signaling pathway. Gene Ontology annotation, cellular component: membrane. The transcript has 3 exons.